AUGAUCGACAAGGUCUUUCUCCAGCAAGAACGAUUGAUCAAGAAGUAUCAGCGCAGACGAGGGUUGUCAUCGAUUGAAGUAGAUGGUCUCCACAGCCUCCUGACUGGCCUGGUUGGUCGAAGAGCUAGGGUCCAGGAGCUUGCACAAGACGCGCAGUCUGUUGAACUUUCGUACUUUCUCAACAAGUUGAACAAUCUCCUUGACAUGAAGCAGAAGCAAGGAAAUCUGCACAUGGUUAGGGAUACACGCAGACGAGCUCUGGAGGGCGAGGGGCAAACCAAACUUCUCUUCGUCUUCACCAUUGUGACAGUCAUUUUCGGGUGA
This is a messenger RNA of Colletotrichum fioriniae, 324 nucleotides long. The record is from RefSeq and is a predicted model, not a curated record. NCBI's taxonomy places the organism in Eukaryota, Fungi, Ascomycota, Sordariomycetes, Glomerellales, Glomerellaceae.